CCGGGGCCACACACGCUCCUCCCCGGUACCUCCUCCAGCAUCGCCCGGGGAGGAGAGGGUCGGGGACAAAAGACCGCGCGGAGCGGACUCAGGACACAGCCGGGGCUCAGCCCACCCGCCCGCCGCCUGCCGGAGCUGCUCGGCCCGCAGCCACGGGGACCGCCGCGGGUCGGAGGCUCGCAGUGCUGGCGGCGAGAAGCAGUUGGGUUUGGAGCGCUUGGGUCGCGUUGGUGUGCGGUGGAACACGCCCAGGGACCCCGGUUCCCGUGAGCAGCUCCGCGCCGCGCCUGGAAGACUAGCUGAAACUGCUGCUCAGCUCCCAAGAUGGUGCCACCCAAAUUGUGUGUGCUUUUCUGCCUCUGCGGCUGCCUCGCUGUGGUUCAUCCUUUUGACUGGCAAUACCUAAAUCCUGUUGCACAUAUGACAUCAUCAGCGUGGGUCAACAAAAUACAAGUACUGAUGGCUGCUGCAAGCUUUGGCCAAGCUAAAAUCCCUAAGGGAAAUGGGCCUUAUUCCGUUGGUUGUACAGACUUAAUGUUUGAUCACACUAAAAAGGGCACCUUCUUGCGUUUAUAUUAUCCAUCCCAAGAUGAUGAUCGCCUUGACACCCUUUGGAUCCCAAAUAAGGAAUAUUUUUGGGGUCUUAGCAAAUAUCUUGGAAAACACUGGCUUAUGGGCAACAUUUUGAGUUUACUCUUUGGUUCAGUGACAACUCCUGCAGACUGGAAUUCCCCUCUGAGGCCUGGUGAAAAAUAUCCACUUGUUGUUUUUUCUCAUGGUCUUGGAGCAUUCAGGACAAUUUAUUCUGCUAUUGGCAUUGACCUGGCAUCUCAUGGGUUUAUAGUUGCUGCUGUAGAACACAGAGAUAGAUCUGCAUCUGCAACUUACUAUUUCAAGAACCAAUCUGCUGCAGAAAUAGGGAAAAAGUCUUGGCUCUACCUUAGAACCCUGAAAGAAGAGGAGGAGAUACAUAUACGAAAUAAGCAGGUACGGCAAAGAGCGAAAGAAUGUUCCCAAGCUCUCAAUCUGAUUCUUGACAUUGAUCAUGGAAAGCCAGUGAAGAAUGCAUUAGAUUUAAAGUUUGAUAUGGAACAACUAAAGGACUCUAUCGAUAGGGAAAAAAUAGCAGUAAUUGGACAUUCUUUUGGUGGAGCAACGGUUAUUCAGACUCUUAGUGAAGAUCAGAGAUUCAGAUGUGGUAUUGCCCUUGAUGCAUGGAUGCUUCCACUGGGUGAUGAAGUAUAUUCCAGAAUUCCUCAGCCCCUCUUUUUUAUCAACUCUGAAUAUUUCCAAUAUCCUGCUAAUAUCAUAAAAAUGAAAAAAUGCUACUCACCUGAUAAAGAAAGAAAGAUGAUUACAAUCAGGGGUUCAGUCCAUCAGAAUUUUGCUGACUUCACUUUUGCAACUGGCAAAAUAAUUGGACGCAUGCUCAAAUUAAAGGGAGAUAUAGAUUCAGAUGUAGCGAUUGAUCUUAGCAACAAAGCUUCAUUAGCAUUCUUACAAAAGCAUUUAGGACUUCAUAAAGAUUUUGAUCAGUGGGACUGCUUGAUUGAAGGAGAUGAUGAGAAUCUUAUUCCGGGGACCAACAUUAAUACAACCAAUCAAUACAUCAUGUUACAGAAUUCUUCAGGAACAGAGAAUUAGAAUUAGGAUUAAAACAGUUUUAAAAGUCUUGCUUCAAAACUGCCUAAAAUUAUGUGUGUGUGUAUGUGUGUGUGUGUGUGUGUGUGUGUGUGAGAGAGAGAGACAGAGAGAUUUUUAAUGUAUUUUCCCAAAUGACUCAUAUUUUAAAAUAUAGGCUAUACUGUAAUCGUGAUUGAAGCUUGAACUAAUUUUUUCCCUUUAGAUGUAAAGAAAGAAUACAGCAUACAAUAUUCA
Rhinopithecus roxellana (golden snub-nosed monkey) is the source of this 1878-nucleotide messenger RNA. It is a transcript of the gene PLA2G7, whose product is annotated as phospholipase A2 group VII. The record is from RefSeq and is a predicted model, not a curated record. NCBI's taxonomy places the organism in Eukaryota, Metazoa, Chordata, Mammalia, Primates, Cercopithecidae. Gene Ontology annotation, molecular function: 1-alkyl-2-acetylglycerophosphocholine esterase activity. The coding region runs from base 325 to 1644 and encodes 439 amino acids. The transcript has 12 exons.